UGGUUAGACAGAAGACAUGUAGCAACCCACAAAGGAACGGAUUGUUAAUCGGAAAAAACUUCAGUGGAAAAUUGAGAUGUUUGCCAAGCGAUUGUGGAAAGGAAAGCCAACGCCUGGACAUGUGACUCGUUCACAAUCCAGCAACUCUGGGACCAAUCUUGAUACGUCUUCUACCCAGCAGAUUGAAAUGAGUGACGGUGACGCGCGACCGCGUAUAGGGAUUGACUUUGGUACGUCGUCAUGUUUAGCGGCGGUGUGUCAGGGGGGGGUGGUCCGUGUCAUACCGGAUUCCGGAGGAAAACUCUCGACUCCAUCUCGUGUCGCAUUCACAGACAAGAAGCGCUUACUGGGAGAGCAAGCACAGAGUCAGGCGGUGCGAAGACCGGGGAACUUGCUAUACGAGGUCAAACGCCUUCUUGGACGGAAGUACGACCGGAUCACUGAAGAGGACAAGAAAUGGUGGCCAUUCACCAUCGCUAAGGGAGAAUCGGGCGAGGUGUUGUUGGAGGUGAAGAGUGGACUGUUGUCCUCUUUGAUGAGCGAUUGUGGACAUCAGACAAAGACGAGAAUGGAAGGAUUGUUCACGGGGUCGCGUACCCAGGAUGAUGGCACGAGGUUCUUAUUGCCUGAGCAGGUUAUAGGGAUGCUUCUCGCAAAGAUAAAGAGUGAUGCCGAGGCUUUUCUUGGGUACGACGAUCUGAACGCGGCUGUCAUUUCCGUGCCAGCGCUCUAUUGCGAUAGGCAGCGAUCCGCGACCAAAUUGGCGGCCGAGCUCGCAGGUUUCACGGAUGUGCAGCUAGUCAGCGAAUCGACGGCGGCUGCUUUGUGCUAUGCCCAGCACACAGGGUUAAUCUCCUUAGGCAGCUGCUCUGACGUCGGAACUCAAGCGAGGACGAAGAUCCUUGUUUUCUCGCUGGGUGGAGGAAGCUUUGAAGUCGCUCUCAUUACGAUUUGUGGCAGGCAGCUCACCGUCGACUCAGUGGAAGGCAAUCCAAGCCUCGGAGGAAUGGAUUUUGACCACAAGAUGAUGGAGUUACUACUUUAUGGAAAGCAGGAGCCGUCUCGUCGGACUACCACUUUGAGCGCCAGCACGUUGGUGGGGCUGAAGACAGCGAGCGAAAAAGCGAAGAAGGAUCUGUCUUUGCUUACAGACGCUCCGGUGCUGGUUGAGAGUUUCCGCGGCGAUGACGAUCUCAACGUGAUGGUUACCCGCAAAGAAUUUCAUGAACAAUGUAGGAGUUUGCGCGAAGAGUGCAUGAGGUGCGUCCGUCUGGUCUUGGAUGCAGGCAAUGUGAGGGAACUCAGGGAAGUUGUGUUGGUUGGUGGAUCGACACGCAUUCUCGACGUCGUGGAGAUGCUUAGGACGGGCCUCCACAUAGAGCCCAAGGCCCAUCCUUUUCAAGACGAAGCGGUUGUGCGGGGGGCAGCGCUCUUUGCUGAUUACAGUGAGCAAGUUAGCGAGGGGCAUCCCUUCACCAUUGAGUACUUCGACUGUAAGAGAGGGCAUCACCGCCAGUACGUGGAUAAUACAAGACCGACGGACCACGUGUUGCCACCUCUCGAGUAUUGGUCGCGGAAUCAAGAGUCUGAUCAGAUGUGUCUGCACGUAUAUGAAUUUCAGAAAGCUGGAAAACUACACAUACCAGCCGGCACAGUAGCGGUGAAGGCAGGGCGGAAGGGCGUUCUCCCCAAGCUCAGGAUUGACCGAUGCGGGAUUCUCGGCCUUGACCAGCGACAGUCGUCAACGGCUGCUGUGCUUCAAAAAACGUGGGAACGACCUCCAGUGGUGGUCGAGUGUUGGAAACAGCUCAACGAGAAGCUCACUUUGCACGAGAGGCGAAGCGCGGAGAUAAGCACCGCGAGAAACCAAUGGACGCAGUACAUGAACGAGGUGGAGAAGCGAGAGUUUUCAUGCCCGCGUUGGCUGUGGAGCACUAUAUUAGAAUGGAAGCGUGAUUUCGAGCGAUGGCUGGGCAACGAGGCGCUGGGUGGUCGCGUCGAGCCGGGGGAAUUUACUGCGCGGUUUGACGACUUCCGAAGGGCGUGCCGAUAUGCCUUCGGAGAGCUGUGGGAGAGGUCGCUAUGGGGAAGGAGGUUGAUGGUGGUCGACUGCUGGGAGUCCACGUACGUUGACGACUGCCUUAAGAAUUUGGCAAACAGAAGGCUAGGUCUUUGUGACGUUGUCGUCUCCAUGCGGCUCCGGGAGCUUUGGAAGAUAAAGGAACAGAACGCAGAAAUCAAGGGUAUCGAUCUUGCCGCAGAUUGCGGCUCUUCACUCUGUGCUUCUCCUGAAGUCUUAAAAGAGAACGGCAUCCCUUACGUGCUGCUUUCGGCAUGUCCCGUAUGGCCUUCGGCGGAUGGCGGACGUCUCUGCUUGGAGUCGAACAAGGUCAUUGGUGAGCACGUAUCCGUCGCUGUGCAAGCCGGUCUUCGGGUCAUACUGCGGCUUGGACGAGAUGAUUGUCAGGCCGGAAAGAACAGCUACCUGGCUCCGGAGCUGAUGGCGGAGGAGAGUUACUGUGAAGCCCAGCUUAAGGGCAUUAUCAGUCCGAUUGUCCGCGAUUGGCGAAACGUAGUUGUCGCUUAUUGGCCUCCACCGUAUGUGUCUUGGCCAUCGUCAUUGCAUGGAGAGAGCGCUGCCGCGCUGCAGCAGAGUCAGGUUAUUCAUACGGCUCGACACAUACGAAAGGUCAUCGGGGAUUUGGUGAGUACGAAGGCGGCCGAGACAACGUGCAUCCUUUUAGGCGGAUGCGCGACGCUCGAGAUGUGGGAUGCCCUCAUCCGGCAGAACGACAUUGACGGCUUUUUCUUCGAAGGUGGGUUCCGAGACCCUCUCCUCGUCGAGAAACUCGAUCAUACCAGUCGAGAGAGGACGGGCAAAAUCUUGCUUUGCAGCGGGGCAAACGGAAAUGCCACACUGGGCAAGCAUGCCUUUGAGCGGCUCAGCCAGGAUCAGACGGGCAGAGAAGAGGUGGUCUGGACGACUAAGGCGAACGUAAGAAGCGAUAGUCCCGAUGACGUUCGCGCGGACGCCGCGAUGCCUCGAAUAGAGGAGGCUAUUAUAAGUGACCAUUCUUCGAAUGAAAACGAGCGGCGUAAGGUGAAGAUCAUCCCUGUUUCGGACGGACGCAUUGGAGAGGAGCUAACGGAGGCAAUAGAUAGGCAGCUUCGAUGGUUGAUAGAGGAGCUGAAGCGAGCUGAUCGUGAAGGCGAGGAGGUUGUCGUCAUCGAGUACAGACCUGCGCGAGAUCAUCUUCCCGUAGUUAUUGAGGCCACUCACGCCUGCAUCAGAAGGUGGAUUCUAACGAACAUAAGCCCGGGCGCCGCAGAACGUGUGCGUAUUGUUUGUUCCCUGGACAAGCUAGCUCCAGAGUUGCAGAGGGAAAUCAUGGAGCAGCCCAAUGUAGAUGGCAUAGGCAUUCGAAUCCAGUCAACUGGAGAUUCGCCACCGAACGAACCGGAUCUGGGUAAUUUGUCACCGAACGAACCUCAACUUUUCCAGCGGCGAAUUGAAACGAUAAAGAGAGCGAAUAGGGAAUGGAAGUGGUACAUCACGGAAGUGAAGAAGCGAGAUUCUUUGUGCCCUCGCUGGCUGUGGAGUUUGAUAUCAGAAAUGGAGAGUGACAUGGAGCAAUACCUUGCCGAGGUGGCAGUCGACCAAGUGGAUAUCGAGCAGUUUUCCACGCGGUUUCACGGAUUCCGAAGGGCGUGUGAAUAUGCCUUUGGAAACUUGUGGGAGAGAUGCUUGAGGGGAAGGAGGUUCUUAGUGGUCGACAGCUGGGAGUCUAACGAUGUGGACAAGUGCCUGACAAAUUUUCAUGCAAACAGAAGCCGAGAUUGCUUAGACGUGGUCGUCUGCAUGGAGCUCAAGGAGCUUCGGAAGACGAAGGGAACUAAGUUUAAAACGGAGGGAAUCGAACUCGCGGCACCGGCCGUUUCCGCCGAAGUUACUUGCGAGGGCCCAACGAAGGGAGGGAUUUCCUACGUUCUGCUCCAGGCCGGGCCACCGGAGAUGGGUUCUAGCAAUGGGGAAGAUGUCUGCUCUAAGUGGAACAGGGUUGUUCGUGGAGAUGUGUCACUAGCUAUGCGCUCCGGUCUUCGGGUCGUACUGCGGCUUGGACAGAAAGAUUCGCGAGACGACCAGAACCAUAAUGUCACUUAUAAGCUCGAGGACGAGAAGCGUCUCUGUGAAGCGCAACUUAAGGAAAUUAUCGGUGGGAUGGGACAGGACUUGCGAAACAUAGUUAUCGCUUACGAGCCUCCACUGCUGCAGAACGGCGUACUACCGCCCAAUCACCUAGUAGACACAGCUGGGCACAUACGAAAGGUAAUCCGCGGGUUCAUGAAUAUUGAAGCGGCCGAGGCUGUACGCAUCCUUAUCGGCGGAUGCGCGACUGUGGAGAUGUGGGACGCCCUCAUCAAGCAGAAUGAGAUUGACGGCUUUCUCUGUGAUGGCGGAUUUCAAGAUCCUCUCCUGGUCAAGAAGCUCGAUCAGCCCAGUCAGGAGAGGAGGGGCAAAGCCAUACUUUUGUCCAUGGCGAACGGGAACGCCAGUCUGGCCAAGGAUAAAAUUGAAUGCCUUCGGAAAGUCAGCGGUGACCUGAUGCCUGGCGAAGAGCUGCUCUGGAUAACCGAGGAGUAUGACAGAACUGAAACUGCAGGAGCGCUUGGCCAGAAAGGGAGUGGCUCCGUUGAUAGGUCGUGGAGGGUGGGCGCUGUGAUUGAAUACCAUCGCGUAAAGGGACUCAACCAGCGAAAGGUGAAAAUCCUCCCCAUCUCUGAGGGCCACUUCGAAGAGCAGCUUUCAGGCUGGAGCGCGGAGCUGAAGCGAGCUGAUCAUGACACGGACCUGGUUGUUGUCGAGUACAGGCCUGCGCUAAGUGACGACAAACCAGACGAUCUUUGUUCCUCCAUCGAGACCGCUCACGCCCGCAUCAGAGGUUGGCUGUUGACGGAAAUCAGCCCCGACAUGGCAGAAGCAGUGCAUAUCGUUUAUUCACCUGUCGAGCUGAAGCCAGAAACGGACGGGGUUAUCAUGAAGCAACCCAACGUGGACGGCGUAAGCCUGCGACUUGAGGACGUGGCGCGAGAUUCUUCAGAGGAGCAGAUGCCAGUCCGCGUAAUCAGAACAGCCAGCUCAUCCGGGCGCGCUCUUGUUUUUUCGAUACCCCAAGACAGUUUGCCUGGACCGAUCCAACCUCUCGUUCUAAGCGUGACAAACACAGGCGACACACGUCCGAACAGAAAGGAGGUCAGCAAUAAUGCUGCGCCUAUUCUUCAAACUAUCCAGGGAACAUGUGACAUCGGUGAGGCCUCAACUGGUCUGGAGGUCCAAUUCAUACUUAGCGGGCUUCGACAAGGGCAGGAGAGCCCCGAGAAUUUCAUCAAACAGAACGAGAGCAUUUUCCGGGAACUGGUCAAGGCCAUGGAGAAACUGGCUACGAACAAGGUGAAGGUGGUGGGGGUUGACGAAAUGGUAAACGAAGAUAAAUGCAAUCAUUCCGCAGUGGUGGCACCGCGGAACGAGACUGGAGAUGCUUGAUCAUAAACGGCUACUCUGACAGAUCGCUCGGCGGGUUGGAGUUCCUUUCUUGAAUGUCAAACACGUC
Molecule: messenger RNA, 5609 nt
Organism: Chara braunii
Lineage: Eukaryota; Viridiplantae; Streptophyta; Charophyceae; Charales; Characeae
Source: the annotation of a GenBank genome assembly